UUGGUGGUCCCAUGGGGGAAGCGGAGAAGUUUCACUAUGUCUACAGCUGUGACCUGGACAUCAACGUGCAGCUUAAAAUAGGAAGUUUGGAAGGGAAGAGAGAACAAAAGAGUUACAAAGCCGUCCUAGAAGACCCAAUGUUGAAGUUUUCAGGACUGUAUCAAGAAACAUGUUCAGACCUCUAUGUUACUUGCCAAGUUUUUGCAGAAGGAAAGCCUUUGGCUUUGCCAGUAAGAACCUCCUACAAGGCGUUUAGUACAAGAUGGAACUGGAAUGAAUGGCUAAAACUGCCUGUGAAAUACCCUGACCUGCCCAGGAAUGCCCAAGUGGCCCUGACAAUAUGGGAUGUGUAUGGACCAGGAAAAGCAGUGCCUGUGGGAGGGACAACAGUUUCACUGUUUGGAAAAUAUGGCAUGUUUCGCCAAGGGAUGCAUGACUUGAAAGUCUGGCCUAACGUAGAAGCAGAUGGAUCAGAACCCACCAAAACUCCUGGCAGAACAAGCAGUACUCUCUCAGAGGAUCAGAUGAGUCGCCUUGCCAAGCUCACCAAAGCUCAUCGACAAGGUCACAUGGUGAAAGUAGAUUGGCUGGACAGAUUGACAUUUAGAGAAAUAGAAAUGAUAAAUGAGAGUGAAAAACGAAGUUCUAAUUUCAUGUACUUGAUGGUUGAGUUUCGAUGUGUCAAGUGUGAUGAUAAGGAAUAUGGUAUUGUUUAUUAUGAAAAGGAUGGUGAUGAGUCAUCUCCAAUUUUAACAAGCUUUGAGAUAGUGAAAGUUCCUGACCCUCAGAUGUCUAUGGAGAAUUUAGUUGAGAGCAAACAUCACAAACUUGCCCGGAGUUUAAGAAGCGGACCUUCUGACCAUGAUCUCAAACCUAAUGCUGCCACAAGAGAUCAGCUAAAUAUUAUUGUGAGUUAUCCACCAACCAAGCAACUUACAUAUGAAGAACAAGAUCUUGUAUGGAAGUUUAGAUAUUAUCUUACUAAUCAAGAAAAAGCUUUGACAAAGUUCUUGAAAUGUGUUAAUUGGGAUCUACCUCAGGAGGCCAAACAAGCCCUGGAACUUCUAGGCAAGUGGAAGCCUAUGGAUGUAGAGGAUUCCUUGGAGCUGCUGUCCUCUCAUUACACGAAUCCAACAGUGAGGCGCUACGCUGUGGCCCGACUACGGCAGGCGGAUGAUGAGGAUUUGUUGAUGUACCUAUUACAGCUGGUCCAAGCUCUCAAAUAUGAAAACUUUGAUGACAUAAAAAAUGGAUUAGAACCUACCAAGAAGGAUAGUCAGGGUUCAGUGUCAGAGAGCGUGUCAAAUUCUGGAAUAAAUUCUGCAGAAAUAGAUAGCUCCCAAAUUAUAACCAGCUCUCUUCCUCCAGUGUCUUCCCCUCCUUCUGCAUCUAAAACAAAAGAAAGUUCAGAUGGUGAAAAUCUCGAGCAAGAUCUGUGUACCUUCUUGAUAUCAAGAGCCUGCAAAAACUCAACACUGGCUAACUAUUUAUACUGGUAUGUGAUAGUGGAAUGUGAAGAUCAAGAUACUCAGCAGAGAGACCCAAAGACCCAUGAAAUGUACUUGAAUGUUAUGAGACGGUUCAGCCAAGCAUUGUUGAAGGGUGAUAAGUCUGUCAGAGUUAUGCGUUCUCUGCUGGCUGCACAACAGACUUUUGUAGAUCGGCUGGUGCACCUAAUGAAGGCAGUGCAGCGUGAAAGUGGAAAUCGUAAGAAAAAGAAUGAGAGACUACAGGCAUUGCUUGGAGACAAUGAAAAGAUGAACUUGUCCGAUGUGGAACUCAUCCCACUGCCUUUAGAACCUCAGGUGAAAAUUAGAGGAAUAAUUCCAGAAACAGCUACAUUGUUUAAGAGUGCUCUUAUGCCUGCACAGUUAUUCUUUAAGACUGAAGAUGGAGGCAAAUAUCCAGUUAUAUUUAAGCAUGGGGAUGAUUUACGCCAAGAUCAACUUAUUCUCCAAAUCAUUUCACUCAUGGACAAGCUUCUACGAAAAGAAAAUCUGGAUUUGAAGUUGACGCCCUACAAAGUAUUAGCCACUAGUACAAAGCAUGGCUUCAUGCAGUUUAUCCAAUCAGUUCCUGUUGCUGAAGUUCUUGAUACAGAAGGAAGCAUUCAGAACUUUUUUAGAAAAUAUGCACCAAGUGAGAAUGGGCCAAAUGGAAUCAGUGCUGAAGUUAUGGACACUUAUGUUAAAAGCUGUGCUGGAUAUUGCGUGAUUACAUAUAUUCUUGGAGUAGGAGACAGGCACCUGGAUAACCUCUUGCUGACAAAAACAGGCAAACUCUUCCACAUAGACUUUGGAUAUAUUUUGGGUCGAGAUCCAAAGCCUCUUCCUCCUCCAAUGAAGCUGAAUAAAGAAAUGGUGGAAGGAAUGGGAGGCACACAGAGUGAACAGUAUCAAGAGUUCCGAAAACAAUGUUACACAGCUUUUCUCCACCUUCGAAGGUAUUCUAAUCUUAUUUUGAAUUUGUUUUCCUUGAUGGUGGAUGCAAACAUUCCAGAUAUUGCUCUUGAACCAGAUAAAACUGUAAAAAAGGUUCAGGAUAAAUUUCGUUUAGACCUGUCUGACGAAGAGGCAGUGCAUUACAUGCAGAGUCUGAUUGAUGAAAGUGUCCAUGCUCUCUUUGCUGCUGUGGUGGAACAGAUUCACAAGUUUGCCCAGUACUGGAGAAAAUGAAACUGGGUUUGGCCUAUCAAGAUGAUUGUCACCGUAAGAAAACAGCUUUAAAAGCAACAUGUGUGUAAUGAAGACUUAAGACUGUCAAACAAGGAAGAAAACAUUUAGUCCUGAAGAUACCAUAUAUCCUAAGUGUUUCACAGUGCCAGAAUUCUGUUUCCUUGUAUGUCAUUGCUUAAAUGCAAUCUUGAAUGGUUUGUUUGAAGUAUUGUAUAUAUUUA
Messenger RNA from Budorcas taxicolor (takin), 2896 nucleotides. It is a transcript of the gene PIK3C3, whose product is annotated as phosphatidylinositol 3-kinase catalytic subunit type 3. The coding region runs from base 12 to 2675 and encodes 887 amino acids. The transcript is spliced from 25 exons. Gene Ontology annotation, cellular component: peroxisome; phosphatidylinositol 3-kinase complex, class III, type I; cytoplasm. The record is from RefSeq and is a predicted model, not a curated record. Gene Ontology annotation, biological process: phosphatidylinositol-mediated signaling; endocytosis; autophagy of peroxisome. Lineage: Eukaryota; Metazoa; Chordata; Mammalia; Artiodactyla; Bovidae. Gene Ontology annotation, molecular function: 1-phosphatidylinositol-3-kinase activity.